This is a messenger RNA of Temnothorax curvispinosus, 3016 nucleotides long. It is a transcript of the gene Cog1, whose product is annotated as conserved oligomeric Golgi complex subunit 1. Lineage: Eukaryota; Metazoa; Arthropoda; Insecta; Hymenoptera; Formicidae. The coding region runs from base 109 to 2829 and encodes 906 amino acids. The transcript has 9 exons. The record is from RefSeq and is a predicted model, not a curated record. Gene Ontology annotation, cellular component: COG complex; Golgi apparatus. Gene Ontology annotation, biological process: intra-Golgi vesicle-mediated transport.
CUAACCUGUGGGCUACGUGGGAGACGUGGGUGGACGUGGGCACUGUGGGCAGACGUGGGAUUUCUUGUUAAUCAUCGAGAUAGAGAGAGUGCACGAAACGUUAGAAAUAUGACGACGACGACGAAUUACCUCGACUUGGACAUAAACAAGUUGUUCGAGCAGCACACCGUUAAGGAGAUCGAGGAGAUUCAGAAAAAGAUUCAACUGGAAAGUGACAGGAAGAAAAUAGAAUUGCGAACGUUGGUUGGGGAAAGAUAUCGAGACUUGAUAUUGGCUGCUGACACAAUUGGGAAGAUGAAGAUCACGUCUGAGAAAGUCACCGCAAGAAUCGCUAAUAUAGAGGACAGAUUUAGGGAAUUGCAAAAGAAGUAUCUUAUUGGUUUUAAAACCGAGCCGAUCGAAGAUAAGCUGGACAAAAGGGGACACGUUUUUCACUCCGUUAUCAUCCAAAUCAAAAUCCUAAUGGACAUUCCGCAAUACAUUUGGACGAGCAUUGAGAAUCAGAAUUUAUUAUUUGCCACGCAGUUAUACAUAAUAGCGCAACAUAUAAAUUACAGUCUAAUGUUCGAAGUCGGCAGCACCGAGCUGUUGCAUAGAUAUCCAAUUGUUUUGAAGCAGUGGGAUGUUAUUAUGCAGUUUAGGAGCAUCAUAUCCAAUGAAUGCAACAAAAUAUUGCAGUCGUUGGACGUUUCGACUACAAAUGCCGCAAACUGCUUGGCAUCUCUCGUGUUUCUGAAUGAAUCGUCGUUUGCAAAUCUUUUAGAAAGAUUAAUAUCCUCGAGAAGUCAUGCCAUCGAAUCUGUCGUUAAAGGAGAAAGUCACGACAGUGUCAAAAAUAAGCUGAAGUUGUGUAUGAAAAUACUUAUACAAACUGUGCACUUAAUAUAUUCAUGCUUUAUAAAUGCGGAUAAUGCGCCUGGGGGUUUAGUCAUGCAGUUUAUAACAGACAUAAAAGAUCAAGAAGCGUAUUUUUUGCUAUCGCAGUUGGAUUUAGAUCAAGAUUUACUCGAAAAGUUCCUGCCAUCCGUUACCAAACACCAUAAACCAUUCGUUCAGGAUGUACCGAAAAACUUUUCUUUAUCGGCUCUUCAAGAUAGCGUUAAAUCUUGGUUGGAUUGGGUGAACGAUUUUUCUAAUCACGAGGUCACCAAAUUAUUAGAUUUAAUAGUUUCUAUUAAAGGCCUGUACAAUGUUCGGGAAGAGGCUAUCAGCGUGAACCUGCCUGAAAAUUGGAAUUCCAUAUGGGAAGAGCUUUCAUUACCGAGAAUAAGUUUCUGGAUGGAAUUCUUCCAGCCUAUUAUAACUAAACGAGCAAAAUGUAUUAUAACGAAUAAAUGGACUGAUACGCUGGCCGAUUUAAAAUCCGAUAUAGCAGAAUUGCUCGAUAAAGUAGCGCAUGAUAAAUUUGAAUUUCCGGAACACGAUUUACGAUGGUUUGUGUGGAAAGAUUCUCCCACUGACAUUCCGCAGAAACUUACAAAGAACGGUGGAUUGGAUAACAAGAGGUCCUUGCUAAUGAAAGCUAAAGGCUUUUCCCCAAACGUGAUGAAAUUGUGCGAAAAAUUCGACGAAAGUCUAUAUGCGCUAUUGUCCGAUCUCGAGCACUAUUUAUACGAGACCGAACGAGUGAUAACGAUAAAAGAUAAUUUACUUUCGGCGAACAUAUCUUUAAUUGCAAGUUCAUUCUCCGAUCGUAAUGAAGUCCAAGAACAUUUGCAAGUAAUCAGCAACGGAAAGAUCGAAGACCUUGUACAAUUUAUGAGGAACACAUGCGUCAAUGACAAACCCAAACACGGUCAAAGUGAUAUAAACGCUAUAGUUUUAGCAAGAUUUCUCUUUGCAUUAACUACUUUGUGUCCGAAUUUAAACAAGUGUUUUACAUCGUCGAAAAUAUCUGGACUCGCCAUCACGAAUGUCAAGUGGCAAGCUGUUUGCGACAAUCUAAAGGAAGAAAGUACUUGCAUGUGGUCCAUUUGGGCUAAUAUAUAUAAAGUUAAAAUAUCUGAGCAUAUGAAGAAAUAUAUAUUGAGAGAGCCAAUCGAUGGAUUGCGCGUCCAUUGGAUCGUAUCGGAAUGGGAGAAAGUUACCAUCGAGGAAGAAUCCGGAGAAGGAAAGCGAAUAAAAUCUGAAAUUUUAAUACCGUAUCAGCCAUCGAUACCCUUGCAAAAAUUCUUGACUGCCAUCUGCAAAGAUUUAAAUAAGAUUAUACCUCAUACGCUUCCAAAGAGGGUACUGCAGCAAAUUAUCGAAAGCAUCAUUACGGAAUUAUUUAAUUAUUAUCUUAAUGCGUCUAAAAACAUGGACCUCAGACAAAAGCAAGCGUUUCAAGUACUAUACGAUAUAAGAUAUUGUACGUUGCUCAUGGUGCCCCAUGAAAACAAAGUUCUUAAUGAAUUAUCAAUCAAAACGUCCGAUGCGGUGCUUGCGAAAAUAGAUCCAUUCGACUACGAUGUCUUUAAUCCGUUCAUCCACACCAACGUUAAAAAAUCCGUUCAAAGAUCUUUGUUGAUAUUUGGAAACUUGGUCAGUCAUUUAGAACAAUUGCAUUCGACGUUGGGUGCACGCAAUGAACAUACCAGCAAUGACAAUGGAAAAAUCGAACCGCCUGCGGUACUAGCAGUUUGUACAGGAGCACCAUGGUUCCCGCCAUUAACUGUAACCGCUCCAACGAGGAAUUUGCCAAUUUUAUCGGUGCCAAUACCUGAUAAAACACAACGUAAGAAAAUAACGAAGGAGCAGGCGAAAAAUGACUCGACCAGUGCAAUAAAAUCCGGGGCGGCUGCGUUUUUCGGUGCGAUGGGAUCAGAUUGGUUCGGCAGCAGCAAUUAACCGUUUUUGUUUUAGGAAGAUUGUAAAUAUUGUCAUAUAUGAUACAUUGUAAAUAAUGACGUUAGUCCUUUAGAAGGCAUAAGUAUGUCUUUCUACCAUGCUUCUAUUAUCUGUUUUAUACCAAUGAAAAUUAAUCUAUACAUAUGUAUUAUAAAGUUUAAUAGAAUACUUGAUUUUUCAAACGAAA